This is a messenger RNA of Pollicipes pollicipes, 1995 nucleotides long. Its product is annotated as PAN2-PAN3 deadenylation complex subunit pan3. Gene Ontology annotation, cellular component: P-body; PAN complex. The record is from RefSeq and is a predicted model, not a curated record. Gene Ontology annotation, molecular function: protein kinase activity; poly(A) binding; ATP binding. The transcript is spliced from 11 exons. NCBI's taxonomy places the organism in Eukaryota, Metazoa, Arthropoda, Thecostraca, Pollicipedomorpha, Pollicipedidae. Gene Ontology annotation, biological process: mRNA processing; protein phosphorylation; nuclear-transcribed mRNA poly(A) tail shortening. The coding region runs from base 1 to 1476 and encodes 491 amino acids.
AUGACAUCUCCGCCGACGGUGACGCCGCCGUACACGGCAUACGUGGCCACGCCGCCGCGCGUCGCCGACGCCAAGAGCGCCGCAGCCGCCGCCACCCACCCGGCCAGCUUCUUCGUCAGCGACGAGCUGCGCGAGCUGAUCCUGCGCCAGCAGAACCUGCUGCUCAUGCACCCCAACCCGCAAGCGUACCCGGAUCUGCCGAACGAGGUGGACAACUAUCACGAGCUGUGUCCCCUGGAGGCUCCUGGCCAGCCCCACAAGUCCACUGCGUUCGGCUACAUCACCACCUGUUACAAGGCCACCAACAUGAAGAGCGGACAGUGCUACUGCCUGCGACGGAUACAUGGGCUGCGGCUGGCCGGCACCAAGUGUCUGCAGCUGGUCGCGCUCUGGAGCAAAUUACAACAUGCUGGUCUGGUCACAUUGCGUGAGCUCUUCACCACCAAGAGCUUCGGCGACAAUUCCGUGGUAAUGGUGUACGACUUCCUGCCGAGCGCCGAGACAUUGAUGGCGCGCCACUUCAGCCAGCCGCCGCAGCUGAACGGGUUCCUGGACCCGUUCCAGGACCCGAGCAUACCGCGGCCGUACAGUGCCCAGAAGAACGCCGUCCUCCGCCAACAGAGCUCGCUGAUGCCCGAGUCGCUGAUCUGGAGCUACGUCAUCCAGCUGACGGGCGCGCUGCGGCUGGUGCACGGCAGCGGGCUGGCCUGUCGCGUGCUCGACCCCACCAAGGUCCUCGUCACCGGUCAGGAUCGUGUGCACGUGAAUUGUUGCGGCGUACUGGACGUGCUCAUGUUCGACAACAAUGCGUCCAACCCGCUGGCAAUGGUGCCUCACUACCAGCAGGAGGAUCUGGUGGGCCUGGGGAAGCUGCUGCUGGCGCUCUCCUGCAACUCUGUGCUGGCCGUGCAGCGGGAGAACUUCAACACCAGCAUCAGCAUAGUCGAGCGUCACUACUCGGCCGACCUCAAGGCACUCAUCAUGAGUCUGCUGCUGUCGCCGUCGGCGGGCCGCCAGCGCAGCAUCGAGGACGUGAUGCCGAUGAUUGGCGCCCGGUUCUACACGCAGCUGGACUCGGCCCACUUGCUGGCGGAGCGGCUUGAGGACGAGCUGGCCAAGGAGGUGCAGAACGGCCGCCUCUUCCGGCUGCUGGCCAAGCUGUCCGCCAUCACCGAGCGGCCCGAGCUGAACCUGGAGGGCGCCUGGGCGGAGACGGGCGACCGCUACAUGCUGAAGCUGUUCCGGGACUACGUGUUCCACGCGGUGACGGACGACGGCCGCCCGUUCAUGGACAUGGCUCAUGUGGUCCAGUGUCUGAACAAGCUGGACGCUGGCUCCUCUGACAAGAUCUGCCUCAUGUCGCGCGACAUGCAGAACGUGCUGGUGGCCACGUUCGCCGAGCUGAAGCAGUGUUUCCAGCGCUCCUUCCACGAGAUCUUCGAGUCGACCAUGGCCAAGGAGUCUGGUGGCUCCUAGUCGCGCGAGUACCCCGGCGGGCUGCCUCUCUGCGCGCUCGGCGUGGGUGCUCCGCCGGUCCGUGGUAUGGCCAUGGUCCCGGCCCGUCUGGGUUCGCCGCCGGCGAAGGUGCCGUGCUGGGCUCACUGGUGUGGUUCUUGGUCACAUGUGAGGCGCAGACUUGUGCUGGGACGGCCGGAGAUGACGUGCUGAGGUCUGCAGGGGCCACAGGCAUCUUGCUGGGUCACAGUGAAGACUGUGCUGGUCAAGGGCAUCGUGCUGGGUCACUGGGGUCCAGGUUUAGUGACCUACCGUGACCCACAAGAUGGUCCGUUGACCCGCUGUGUCGGAACGCCAGCAGGCCCUGUCGCGCGCGGCUGUGUUGGCGGGGCUAGCGGCCCUGCGCCGGUCCGUGCUGUACAGAUUCUCCGGUUGUCCGCCAGAUGUCAGGCCGGUAGCACGUCCGUUGCGGGACGGCUCACGUCAGGCGCGCGGAGAAGGGCGCCAGGCCCGUCCGUCCCGCCCUGCUGGCUGUGUGGC